GAAGCGCUGCAGGAAAGGCCUCCCCCCCUCUCUCUGGGCCCAAGAAGGCGAGAUACUGGGCCGCUCCAGCCAUGGUCGGAAUGCGAGCGCUGCGGAAAAGCAAGACGCUACAGUAUGGAGUCCCCAUGAUGCUACUUAUAAUUGGUGGGUCUUUUGGGCUCCGUGAGUUUGCCCAAAUUCGCUAUGAUGCUCAGAAGCUCCACAGCAAGAUUGAUCCAGCUCUGGCAGAAAGAAUCAAGAAGAAUAAAGUGACUCUGGAAUCGGAAUAUGAGUACCUGAGAAUGCUCAUCAGUAGUUUGGGUCCCACUACUUUGGAGAUCACAGAUGAGGAACCUGAGGUCUGGGAGAUCAAGGCUGCCCUCCCAGUCUACCUGGCCCUUGGGGACUCUCCACAGGUCACACCCCUCUUCUGAGCCACACACCCUCACC
Messenger RNA from Lacerta agilis (Sand lizard), 429 nucleotides. Its product is annotated as cytochrome c oxidase assembly protein COX16 homolog, mitochondrial. Gene Ontology annotation, biological process: mitochondrial respiratory chain complex IV assembly. The record is from RefSeq and is a predicted model, not a curated record. NCBI's taxonomy places the organism in Eukaryota, Metazoa, Chordata, Lepidosauria, Squamata, Lacertidae. The transcript has 4 exons. The coding region runs from base 72 to 413 and encodes 113 amino acids. Gene Ontology annotation, cellular component: mitochondrial inner membrane.